Molecule: messenger RNA, 5856 nt
Organism: Xiphias gladius (swordfish)
Lineage: Eukaryota; Metazoa; Chordata; Actinopteri; Istiophoriformes; Xiphiidae
Gene: ncbp3
Product: nuclear cap binding subunit 3
Exons: 13
Coding region: 86-2173 (695 amino acids)
Cellular component (GO): nucleus; cytosol
Molecular function (GO): RNA 7-methylguanosine cap binding; mRNA binding
Source: RefSeq, a predicted model, not a curated record
AGCUCCGGUGCAUCGGUCCCCACCGACGAAGAAGAGGCGGGCGGACAGAGAAGCGCAGCAGCAGCCGUUGUUCGCAGGUAACGCCAUGGCGGCCGUGCGCAGCUUACGGGUGUCGGUGAAAUCAGACAGCGGCUCGGACCGCUCGGAAUCCGACUCCGACUCCGAGUCGGACAGAGAUGCCCGCGAAGCCGAACCGAUGGAGGUGGAGGAGGGAGAGCUGGAGGCCGAGGACAUCUCCGUUAACCGUUCCCUGAAGGAGCUGCUGCCGGACACCAGUCGGAGGUAUGAGAACAAAGCCGGAGCGUUCAUCACUGGGAUCGAUGUCAACUCAAAGGAGGCGAUUGAGAGGAAAGAGAAGCGAGCGAGACGUUUCCAUUUCCAUGGGGAGGAGAGCGUCGGACAGAGGAACGUUUUUCUGGAUAAAGACACCAUGAAGAAAGCCAUCCCCAGACUGCGCCUGGAGGCCAUCCAUGUGACAGGCGUGGACGACAUGAGCACACAGGACGUCUUCGGAUAUUUUAAGGAAUAUCCUCCGGCACACAUCGAGUGGAUCGAUGACACAUCCUGUAACGUGGUUUGGCUGGAUGACGACACGUCCAUCCGAGCCCUCAUCAACACCAGCCGGAUGCCGGACCCGGAGGCUGUUACCACGGAGACGGAAAGCGCCAAUCAGCCGGGUGAGCAGGGCAAAGGUCUGCGGGGUCAGGGGUCAGAUGAUGAGGAUGAUGAAGAGGAAGAGGGCCAGGUGGAGGAGGAUGAGGAGGAAACGGUGAAGAAGAGCAUUGAGGAGAUCGAGGGGAAAGACAGCGACGGAGAGGUGGAGCAGAAGACGAAGGCGAAGGAGGGUCAGAUCGACGACCUGUCCCGGGCGGAGAGAGAGUCUCUGAUGAGAAACGACCUGCGGCCGGCGAUCAAACCCUUCAAAGGAAACAAACUCUUCCUUCGCUUCGCCACACAAGAUGACAGGAAGGAGCCGGGCGCCGCUCGUCGCAGCAGGUACUACAUGAAGUACGGAAACCCGAACUACGGAGGCAUGAAGGGAAUCCUCAGCAACUCCUGGAAGAGGAGGUAUCACAACCGGCGGAUCCAGCGAGACGUCAUCAAGAGCAAGAAGCCUCUGAUCGGAGACAGCAUGGGACACACGCCGCCGUACACGCACCGACACUCCGCUGACCUGGUCAACCUGCCAGAGGAGCCCAUCAAGGAGGAGGAGGAAGAGGAGGAGGACGAGGAGGAGGAGGAGGAGGGGGACGAGGACAUGGACUCGGACGACAGGGUGGUGGAGUACAGGGAGCGAGGCGAAAGGGGCGGCGGCUCGCGCGCGCUGGGGGCGGGGCUCCGUAGCCGGGCGGAGCACUCUCCGUCUCCCUGGUCGGAGUCGGAUGAGAUGGACUACGACCUGGAGCUGAAGAUGAUCUCCACGCCGUCUCCCAAGAAGAGCAAGAAGAUGACGAUGUACGCCGACGAGCUGGAGACUCACCUGAAGAGCAUCCGGAACCGGAUCGGGGGGUCGGGAUCGCAGAGCAGGACCAAAUCCUCGUCACCCACCAAAGUGACGGACGUCCGGCAGCUGCUGGAGGAAAAAAGACAAGGACUGUCUCAGCACAGACAGCCCCCCCCGGUGGCCAGCAGCGGAAAAACAGAUGUACGGCAGAGGCUGGGGAAGAGACGUUAUUCCCCAGACAGACAACGCUCCCCCUCCCCCGUCUCCCCCAGAGAGACUCCCCCGGCCAGAGAACCAACCAGAGACGUCCAUCGCAGACUGGGUGUGGCUAAUCAGGACAAAAGAGGCCUCUACUCCAACUCGUCCAAAGACAGAAAGACAAGCGGCCUGUGGAGCAGACUCGGCUCUGCUGACGACGACGGCAGCGCCGGACGUCACGACCGCAGACCGAGCAGUCGCUCCUCGGGCCUGUUCUCCCCCUCCUCGUCGGGCCGGAGCGAUGGCGGCGACGGGGGCAGCAGGAGGAGACGAGGCAACGGAGAGGAGGAGGAGAAGGAGGAAGAGGAGGAGGAGGAGGAAGACGACUCGACCCUCCAGAGGAUGUGGGGCGCCAUGAUCAAACAGAAACAGGAGCGUCUGUCCCACAAGAUGAAGAAGAGCCGUUUGGACAACCUGCCGUCGCUGCAGAUCGAGAUCAGCCGCGACAGCAGCGACGACUCCGACGCCUGAGACGGAGUCAACGGGGGAGUAGCAGGGAAGCGCAUCACAUCAUUUCUCCAAGUACAAUCCGUUUAAAGACAUGACGCCGUCAGAGCAGACUGCAGAUCUGGGGCCAGUGUGGUGCGUUGUCUUUUAUUUUUUAGAUGGGACCCGCUCACAUCGUGCAUCUGCAGUCAGCAGAUGGAUGACUGAGGGGGGGCCCCUGGGCCAGGGAUCCGUUUGAAGUGUCUGUUAACACUUCACGUUGUCAGUUACACGUUGACUCUGGCAGAUAGAAAAGAAUGAGACUUCAACUCUUCUGUGUUUUUUCACUUCAGCCUGCUGCUGUUGCAGCAUUUCACUGCAAAUGGGGGUGAAAAUUAGUGAAUGUGAAAAAUGGCUAGAUGGAUGAGAGUCACUGAACUCUGUCGUUAACGGAUCCGCUCUCUCUCCUCUUCUUUAUCAAAGCCGAGAGUGGAAACCUUCAGCGGCGGCUUCUCAGCCUCAGGUCACAUCGGCUUCGCCGGUUAAUGUCGGUUCUGUCGGUAACUCGACGCCAGAACAAAAUGAAACGCGUCGUCAUCUGAACUCGGCCGAAGAUCGUCUGGGAGUGAAGAGGCUCCGCUCCGUAACACCGCUGUACAAUCGGAGCGUGUCCGUAGUUCCGACGGCUCCUCUCCAGAGGAUCCCUUCAUUUUAAAUCCUUCUCCAGAAAAACUUCUCUCAAUCUCAGAUCGAUGAUUCAAACCCAUCGACUCUCUAGUUUUGAAUCAGGAGCUUCAGUGUUUGGAUCAAACGGCUCGGGUCAGAUUUCGUUUCUGCAGCUGUUAUUUCAAUGUGUCAGAUACAGGUUUAAUCAACAUGUAGGGAAACAGACUCUGGAUCAGCAGGUUAUAUUAAAGCACUCAGAUCAGGAUCCGGAUCCGGAUCGGUGCCGAAAAACCCCUGACUGGGACAUGUUGUUAUCAAAGCAUAACUUUGGAAUUGGAUUUCUGAUAAAGUCAUCUAAACACUAAAGCACCUGAAAGAGAAGCAGAACCAUUGUCCUGUGUGGGAGGGAUCUGGGGCCUUUCACACGUCCAUGCCCAGGGGCCCACCGUCUCCCGAACCCCCCAAGCUCCUGUUGAUACAUGAAAUAGCUGCGCUGAUAUUUAACAGCCAGAAAAACUCCCACGCGUGCAUCAUUUCUCUGUUGUUUUGUUGUCCGGAUGUGAACGAGCUUCGUCCUCUCACCGGGCCAGGUUUUCAAAAGGCUGCUCUGUUACAUCAGUAAAUCAUUCCUACGUGACUGUGGAGAUGUUGAACACUGUCACCUCUUCUCCUCCUCUAACAUCGUGAGCCACCAGCUCUGAAUCUCAUUUCAUUUUUCUCAACCCGCGCCGUCCUGAGGCCUCGUGUCCUCUGGGGACCUGGUGGUCGUAUCGAUGCCUCGCUCGGGACCAUUCCUCCUCAGCGCUUUGAGCUUGUCGUCGUCGCGUCGGCUGCAGCUCGGCUUCCACAAUGCAGCCGUCAAACCCACUGCAGAACUUCAUUUACACAAAGUGUUUUUACGUUUUCCUGGCCCCCUUCAGUCUGAGCAGAGGCUUGAUGUUCAGUCACGACGUCUUCCCUGUGGCCAGCGAAGGGGACACGGAGACAGAAAAGACACGACGGGAGCAAUAAAAGAUGAACAGGAAGAGCGAUGAAAACGGAACGAGAACAGCAAAUCUGACUCCACCCUAAACUCCACCUUUUUGUUUCCAGACUUCUCAGUGUUUCCUCUGUGUUGUUUGUCUUAAGGCUGGAAGAACUGAUGAAACAGACUCUUAGAAAAAAGAGACACAAAGCAAAAAGACCGGCCGACGUGUCUGAGGAUGAUUGUCAGAUGCUCAGUGUCCUAAAUGUGGAUUUUUAAUCGUCAUCAUCGUCAUCUGCGUGUUAUUGAGCAACAUGCAAGUUCCUUCGGCGCUGACGCGCUGCUGCCUGUCUGUGUGUGUGGACACACACACUGUGGUGUACGUCCUGCAGUAGGACUUAGUUACAUGGUUUGUUGUUUAGUGUCUUUUUUUUUUUUUUUUUUUUUAAUCCAGCAUUUUGGGGGCCACAGUGACUCUAGUCCUACCAGGUGACAUUAAACUUAAAUAAUUAUUCAAAUGUUGGCUCAUGGUUUAUUUUACGGGUCUGCAAUUUCUACAUAAUUUUAGGACUGUUACUGGAGGGAAGUGUGUACUUUUGUGUUGAUUAUAGGGAAGAUAAUCCGUUUUUCACCGCUACGCUGAUUAUUAAUCAAUUGCAAUUACUUAGUGUUUUCUCCAGUGUGAAACUGAUCAUGCAAAAAAGUGGAACUUGUCCACAGGCUGCAUAUAGGUCGAAUAGUCUUUCACACAGGCUGUAAAAUAGAGCUGCAAACUACCAGUUAUUUUCAUGAUCGACUAAUCUCCGGUUACUUUUCUCCAUAGUUUAGGUGAUUUAUCAGGUAAAAAGCGGCUGCGGCCUCUGAGAUGUGAGGAUUUUUUUCACAGCACGUUCAAUCCAUUUUAGUUCACAAUUCAACAACAACCGACCUGCCACGUGACAACUCCCUGGGUUUUAGUAUGUAAUCAGAGGUUGACCUGAGUUUUGCUCAACAUAUAACUCAAACGAUUCAUUGAUUGCAGAUUUAUUUAAUGUUGAUCGACUAAUCGAUGAGUCGUUGCAGCUCUAAGGUCUAUUCCGAGGGGGCGCUGUCGCUGCUUAGAGCAGCUGUGGGUUAAAGAUGUUGUGAUGUGAAGGAAGAAGAGAGUUGAUCUGUCCGGACCCAGUUAGUUGAAGCCCUGGUCUGUAUCCCUGAGCUCUAACGAAUGUGAUGAUCGUGUUUCCUUCGCAUAAAACAUUUUCAGAGCCCGGUUUUCGGAAAAGUUUCAAGCCUCGCGUCUUUGACAUCCAUGUUUUCUUGCUAACAGUCUUCUUCUCGCCUCCUGUUGAUCAGUGGUGGUGGGAAACCUCUGGCAGAAAACACAGGGACCAAAUACAAAACACCGCUCCACGGUGCUAGCAGAGCUACCGGUGAUUAAAAACUCCACAGGACACCCUCAACUGUCGGCUUGGUUUCUGCUUUUUGUCUGUGACUGAUCUAAUGAUCGAUGCAACUGCCUCGAUCAUCUCAACUGCAGAAACAAUGGAGCCCGAUCCAUACAUUGGCAUGUCCGAUACUGUGUGACGUUUAUAACUUAUACAUGUAUUGAUGUCAGGGUGUAUAUCUGGAGACCAGUCACCGUCUGCAUGUGUUGGAGGUUGCUUAGAAACGGUGAUGAGGAUUUCUACACUGAAAAAUGUCUCAAGCGCUCGGUCACCAACAAAUUGACUGGAUCCUUAAUACAAGUGUUUUAAAAAAUAAAUAAAAUUUCAGCUGAUUUGUCUGACAGUGAUACUGAUUUUCAGUUUAAACAAUCUCAUAGGCCCUGUACCAGUCAGGCUCUACAGUGAACACAUGAGAGGAACAGACUGGGACUAACUAAUUGUGUAUUUGGUAAAAGUGGACUGAGGUGGCCUCUGCAUGAAUGACCUGUGACUGGACCAGCAGGGUUACUGGUGGACCUCUGAUUCGCCUGGUUUCCUGUUAUUCCAGAUCAAAAAGCAGCAGUUUGAGUUCAGCUGAAUGAAAAUGUCACAUCAUCUCUGCAGUGUUUGUCCUGACAGAUCAGAUCAGACUUGACUGAGGCAUCACCAGAAAAUAAAGACUCUCUGUUUUUGUA